ACAGUGUUCCGGGACUCGCACCCGGAAGCGGGAAGUAGCGGGCUGGUGACCGGAAGUGGCGUGCGGCUGGUGGUGGGAGCCGGGCGGUCGCUUGCCGCGGGCUGCUGGGAGAGCCGGGGCAGCCGCAGCGGCCGGCGGGGAGCGAGGCAGGGGCGGUGCGCGGCGCAGACUCUUCCCGGCAACCGGGGCCGCGGAGGGCGGGGGCCGGGCAGCGCUAUGGCGGAGGCGACGGCGACUGCGACAGCGGCGGCCGGUGGGAGGGCAGCCAGCGCCACCGUGACCGAGACCGUCACCAUCGAGCCGGAGAACCGCAGCCUGACCAUCAAGCUGAGGAAGCGAAAGCCGGAUAAGAAGGUGGAGUGGUCGAGCGACACGGUGGACAACGAGCACUUGGGCCGUAGGUCGUCCAAAUGCUGCUGCAUCUACGAGAAGCCGCGGGCCUUCGGCGAGAGCUCCACGGAGAGCGAGGACGAGGAGGACGAGGGCUGCGGCAACGCCCACUGCAUCCGGGGCCACAGGAAGGGGGAGCAUGGGGGCCGGGGGGGCGGCGGCUCCGGGGGGGGCAGGGGCAGCCCCCGCAAGGCCGAGCCGCCGGGCCAGGACCACGCUGCAGCCAUGCAGCACUGAGCGGC
Molecule: messenger RNA, 632 nt
Organism: Mauremys reevesii (Reeves's turtle)
Lineage: Eukaryota; Metazoa; Chordata; Testudines; Geoemydidae
Gene: PPP1R11
Product: protein phosphatase 1 regulatory inhibitor subunit 11
Exons: 3
Coding region: 217-627 (136 amino acids)
Cellular component (GO): nucleus
Molecular function (GO): protein phosphatase 1 binding; protein serine/threonine phosphatase inhibitor activity
Source: RefSeq, a predicted model, not a curated record